CCCAUAGAGCGCAGCAUGAGCGCUCCGCAGCAAAAAGGAUGUGUGAGCAGGCAGCGCGCUACUGUAGGGACGGAGUCCACAAACUGCUCAACAAAGAACAAGCCAAACUUCGAGCCCAGGAAAGCCGCGAGCAGCCGAACCCCGUAGCCGGUCAGGACAGCGAGUCCGCGACGGCAGCGCAGUCCGGAAACAGCGGAGCCCAGCCCGGUGGAAUCGACGGGCUCGUCCGCUGGAUCGUCACCAAAAUGAGCGACAACAAGAACAUCUCCAGCCGCGAGUACGCCUCCAGCAAGGAGGACGUGGCCGUGGCGCAGGAGCAGUUCUUCGCCCCCGAGCCGCGGAGAGGCAUCUCCGUGAUUUUGGAUAUAUUCAGAAGAGCUGACAAGGAUGAUGAUGGGAAGCUUUCUCUGGAUGAGUUCCAGGCUUUCUUCUCCGAUGGCACCCUGAACGAGGAGGAACUGGAGAAGCUGUUUCACACCAUCGACUCUGAUAACACCAGUAAUGUUGACACGAAGGAACUCUGUGACUACUUUGCCAAGCACAUGGGGGACUAUGAGGGAGUCCUGGCCUCGCUGGAAACUCUCAACCUUUCCAUCCUCAAAGCCAUGGACUUCACCAAAAAGGUUUACGAGAAAGGAAGCAACGUGGAGCAGUUUGUGACCCGUUUCCUUCUGAAGGAGUCAUCCAAUCAGAUCCAGUCUCUCCUGAGCUCCGUGGAGAGUGCCGUGGACGCUAUUGACGAGCAGCACACCCAAUCACGUCUACCUGCCAAGGUGAGUCCACGGAUGUCCGAGAGGCGCAACGAGAACGCCGUUCCCGACUAUCCCCCCAACAACAGAGUUAGCGCCGGAACCAUCAACACUGCCUCAGGUGCAGUAGAGGUGAGGAAAGAGGGUCUGGACACUCAGAUCAACCGGCUGGCUGAACUGAUUGGACGACUGGAGAACAAGACGGUCUGGCUUGAUCUGCACCAGAGGCUAACAGACACUGAUGGUACCACCAGCGCAUCCUUGCUCCUCAUUCGUCACGAGAUGGUGGUUUCCCAGAAGAAGCUCAGCGACUUCUGUGACGCUCUGAAGCAAUAUCUGAAGAAUGUCUCCGCUCAGAGAGACUGCUUCCAUGUGACUGCGGUGCGCCUGCCGGACGGUUUAUCCUUUGUCGUCUAUGAGUUUUGGGAAGGAGAGGAGGAGUGGAAGAGGCACCUCCAGUCGGCCUCCAACAAAGCCUUUCAGCAUGUGAAGGUGGAUACACUGUGCCAGCCGGAAGCAAUGUCCUCAGUAGCCGUGCCAGCCGCCUGGUGCAGUGUGAACAGGGACUGAGCAUGAAGACAUUCAACGCCACGCCACGACUCCGGAACACGCGCCUCUCCUUGUUUAACUGACCCUAAAACCUUCCCCAGUCCCCCCGCAUUUCACCCCCAACCCCCACCCCUCUCCACCCUUCCAUCGUUCAACUCUUUUUGUAUGUACAUGUUUACACAGUGCAAAUGAAUGGUGUCAACUGCAGUGAAAAUUGAACAAACAGUGCAUUCUACAGUGUGAGAUUACUAAUUUUGCUGGCUCAAGAUAUUGGAUUGUGUAACGUUCAUGUUUCAAGUAGCUUUGGGCCACUGUAAAGUGGAGUUUGUCAUGUAGCAAGGACCCUGGCGUUGAGUUAUUCAUGUAGCAGUAGCGGUUUUUGGGUAGAGCAUUUUGGAAGCUGGCUUUUUUUUUUCCCACGCCUGUUUGAGGUGACCACAGGUAGCACAUCUAGUUAGCCGUAGCUGCUCAUUCCACAUUCGCUCACACACAGUGUUCCAAUGAUGACACAUUUGUUUUCUAAGUGAUCCAAUGCGUCUGACGUUAUUCUCACAUCAGCCCUUCUGCACUAAAUGAGGAACACACCUCGUUUGCUCCCGAUCUCAGGAAAACUGAAUGCUUGAUUUAGCUUGAAGUGAGUUAACU
This is a messenger RNA of Pungitius pungitius (ninespine stickleback), 1943 nucleotides long. RefSeq names its product N-terminal EF-hand calcium binding protein 2 (gene necab2). Gene Ontology annotation, molecular function: calcium ion binding. Gene Ontology annotation, biological process: regulation of amyloid precursor protein biosynthetic process. The transcript is spliced from 13 exons. Lineage: Eukaryota; Metazoa; Chordata; Actinopteri; Perciformes; Gasterosteidae. Bases 39 to 1319 code for a protein of 426 amino acids. The record is from RefSeq and is a predicted model, not a curated record. Gene Ontology annotation, cellular component: cytoplasm.